This is a messenger RNA of Procambarus clarkii (red swamp crayfish), 5156 nucleotides long. RefSeq lists its product as uncharacterized. NCBI's taxonomy places the organism in Eukaryota, Metazoa, Arthropoda, Malacostraca, Decapoda, Cambaridae. The record is from RefSeq and is a predicted model, not a curated record.
AUGUGGUCACAGUGGAGUUGCGAGCCUCGUAGGGGUGUGUUGCGUCGUGUCGUUGCUUUUUUUUCUUUUGGAUAUAUGGUGAAAUGUGACAGUUUUGAUUCUGUGGAAAUUAAUUAACUUUGGAUUACUCGGAGGCAUUUUACUGAAGGUAUGGACUCUGAGCGUCAGGCGCAUACUGGAGGUUGAUCAAAAUGUUGGUGGAAAACUCUGGGAACAGCAAUGGUGGAGAGGGAAAAGGAUCCAAUGGAAGUAAUGGAGGCAAGACCAAUGGGGUGACAAAAACGAAUGGUGGGACCAAGAGCAGUGUUAAUAGCAAACCUACAAGCUGUAGCAAACUUAGUAGUUGCAACAAGCCUAACAGCUGCAUAAAGCCUAGCAGUUGCAAUAAGUCUAGUAACUGCAGUAAGCCUAGUAGCUGCAGCCAACCAAGCAGCUGCAGCAAGCCUAACAGCUGCAACAAACCUAGCAGCUGCAGCAAGCCUAGCAGCUGCAGCCAACCUAGCAGCUGCAGCAAGCCUAGCAGCUGCAGCCAACCAAGCAGCUGCAGCCAACCUAGCAGCUGCAGUCAAUCUAGCAGCUGCAGCCAACCUAGCAGCUGCAACAAGCCUAACAACUGCAACCAACCUACCAGUUGCAGCAAGCCUGCCCCAACAACUCCCACCAGGAGCAUAUCCAGUGGAGUUGAUUCUCAGCUGAUGUACACACCACCUCAUGUCCUCAUCCGGUCCAUCUCCUCGCUCUCACAACACUCCCUCAGGCCUCUAACACCAGAACAUGACCAGGAUGAUGGGAUUGUGUCUGUUCCAGCCUUACGCAAAGGUGUGUUGCUCCAGGCUCGAGACCGUCUUUUCUCACGCUGGAAGGAACGUUAUUUUGUUCUUACUCGGGAUUACCUUGCAUGCUUCAGAAGGGGUUCUACCAAAUAUUCUGAAAUGGGAUCGUUUAUAUUUAAGGUUAACUUAGCCUGUGUGGAGUGUGUAGAAUGGCAGGAUCGUCGUGGCGGUCCAGCUCUGGCACUAUCUUUACCUCGUGAAGGCAGAGUACUACUAAGAGCCAAAUCAGGCUUAGAUCAGUGGUAUAGAUUAUUACUGGAGGCUACAAGUGCCUCUCGUCAUCGACGCAGUGCCCUCCGCCGUGGUACUUCCACCACACACUUAAAUAACAACCUAGAUACCACACCUCCAGUUAAAUCAGGUGGUAUACAGUACAGUCUAAGUGGGUCAACUCCAGAAAUAACAAGGCUGUGUGAUUCAGUUUGCGAUGACUCCCCUGGUGGCAGUAGUGCACGAGUUCUCACACGACACCAUCGAUUUUCUCUUCUUGCUGAUGUGGACCUUGGCUCGUGUGACACAGAUGUAGCCACCCCCUCCUCCUCUGUCACCUCCUCCAACAAAUUUAGUACAUCAACAUCAGCUUCUAAUACCUCAGGAUCAGGUGGUUCUUCAUCGCUGGCUUCUUCACCUUCUCUUCGAGGCUCUUGUGCUUGGCCCCGUCCAUCGUCUCCUCUACGCCCUGUUCUGGGUGAUGCUCCCAGGUCGAGACUCUCGCUGUAUGAAGGUGCCCGAGAAAUGCCAACCAGUGCCAAGAUGCGCCAUUCAGUGUGUCUUGAGCCUCGGGAUCAAGCUCAGGACCUUGCUAGAAAACAAAAGAACAGACAUUCUAUAUGUGUAGAACCUCGUGACUUGGCACGAACCCGGGCAUCGCUCUGCCUGGAGCCCCGCAAUCCCUUGCUGGACCUCAUGGAGAGUGUAGAGGCCAUUCCAUCAUUGCUGUCGCCUGAAGGCUCUCGACUUUCAACAUCUGCUAGAACAUCACCAUCAAAAAGUGAAGGUGACAGAAGAUCCAGCAAUGAUGUCCCACUCAUGGUGAGUGAAGUUGACAUUAGUCCUUGUCCAGGGGCUGCCGCUACCCGUCCACGUGCACACUCCACCUCACUCACUCCAGAGCGUUCUCUAGGACCACGUUCACGAUCAAAUUUAGGCUUCUUCCGACACUCAGGCCUCUUUAACCAUUAAGUUUUUAGGAUUAAUAAAUACAACACACACACCAUACAUACACAAGAAAAAUUAAUAUAAGGUUUAAUUGUACCUUAUGAAAUCUCUUUAAGAGUGCUCGUCACACACUGCCUCAUGGGGUGCAUGAUUCACCCCAAGUAAACAACAUCCAUUCCCUUUAAACAUUAUUUGCUAUGAAAACAGAAUUUGUUAAUUUAAAGGAUUUGUAGGACUAAGCUAUCUGCUGAAAAAAGUAAUAACCAUUGAUUCAAUUGCAUUUUACUUUAAAUUAUGAUUUACAUACACCAGGUAUGAACUUUUCCAACAAUUUCCUGUAUGUUUUGUAAUAUAAUGCAAUUCAUUCAUAAUUCCUCCUUCCAUACAAUUUUACAUAUGCAUCAUUCAUGCAUUCUUUUAUUUUGUAACAGUUUUCAUAUUAAUAGAAUUUACAGAAUGAUGAAAUAUAUUGUUUAGUUUUGGAUCUAGUUUACAGCAAUAAAUUUUUUAAGCCUGAAAAUGUUUUAUGACACGCAAAAGCAGUGUGAUGCAGGGAUCACCCCCACCUCCUUCCCUCCUUCCAAGCAGCUGCUAAUAUUUCACAGGAUGUAGUUCUUGGGCAGGUAAUAAUUCAUCAAGCAACUAUAUUAAUUUUCAAAAUUCAUAUUGUUCUGUGUAUGGUUUGGCAGUAUGCAAAAUACACCAGUACUAUAAUCCCACCACCCAAAUUACAUGUAAAUAUAAUAAAUCUUGUCUAUAAUAGUGAACAGUUUGAGGGAAGAUCAUCACAUAUGUAUCAGUUAUUUAACAUGCUUGCAAAGAAAACAAUUCCACUACUUUCUUUUUCUUCUCUUUCACAAAAUUCUUACUGCUUUAUUGUCUGAUAUACAUAUUAUUUAAGCAAGUCACUGAGCUUGUAUAUACAGUACUUCAUAAUUAGAUAAUGUGCAUAAACCAGUGAAAAACCAAAUAUGAUAUACAAGACAUACAAGCAUUGCCUGAUUAAAAACUAGUCAUUUCUGAGGGUGUGGACAUACCACUGAAUUACAAUAAGUGCAUUUACAAAUAGUACUAUUGAUAAGUUUUUGGGUUUCCAUGGUCAUUAAGUAAAUAUUCAUUUAUUAAGAAAGGUAUAUUUUACUAAUCUGUAAAUGAUGUGCUGAACUUGGUGCUUUCUGCUCUUAUCAAAUUAAACAGAAGAUCAGUUACCAAAACCCAACUAGAUCAAAAUUGUAUUGUUGAAUAUGGCUGGAGCAAUAAAUUUAAUAAUAAUAAUAGCAAUAAUAAUAAUAAUAAUACUGUAAUAAUAAUAAUAUUGAUCAAAACAAGGCUUAAAAUACAAAAUAACUUGUAAAUUACUGUAAUUAUUUUUUACAGUAAUCAAACAUAUGUACAUUCUUUUAUUUAGUAAAUAUAAAUCAUUAAAUUGUAAAUAAUUUGGAUAUUUCACAAGAAAAAUAUUGAGUGGAUUUCAAAGCCUGAAUUUUAUGCAAAAUUAUUUAGCAAUGAUCAUAAAUGCUAACAUGUAAUCAAACAAAUGUUAUAUGCAAAUGGUGCUCUCAAAUAUGGAGGUAAUCUUGCCAGAUAGAGUUCUUGGGAUAGACUGAUCAAUAUAUGACAUGACAAAUCGUAGCCUCCCUCCAAGUUUUCAGUCUGUAAAAUUUGCAAUGUAAUGUAAAGUUACUACUAAAUUUAAUUAUGCAUUUGUGCUUGAAGUUGAAAAAAUUAUAGUGUUGUGUAGAAUGAUAGCAUAGUUUAGGGUGCGGCUCUGUACUUGCUUAUGCUGACUCCCAUCCAUUAUGAUAAAUGUCAUGGAAUGUGACGAAGUGUACAAGCGAGGUUGAAUAUAUUUGUAUAUAUUCACCAUGCUUUUACAGUCUUUAGUUUUGAAUUAUAGUUCACCUCCUACAUAGUAACUCUAGGAUGUUAUAAGCCAUAAAUUUGACUACAGCUGUUCAAAUAUGCUCAUGAAACGAGACAAUUGAUAAUUAUCUCUACAGCAUAGUCUAAGAUUUACAUUUGUACUACCAUAUGUUGCAACAUAAUACAAUAAAUCAUCUCACAGCUGCUUCAGUGUAUGCUGUAUUAAAUAAUGCUGUUUCUGUGUCAAGAUGCGAUAUGUGCUUUUAUAAACAAAUGUAAAAGGGUAUUUACUUUAUGGCAAAAAUAUUACAAAUGAACUCUGUGGGGCAUGUUUAAUAAAUAUUUGCAACUAUGAGCUGGUGUUAAGAGGACUCAAGACUAUUUCAUUUACUAAGCAAUACUACUACUAACUAUAACCUCCAGAUGUCUUUCAGCUUUUUGGCAGCCAUCCGUGAGUUUUGGAAAAGAUGUUUGUGGUAUUUAUAUUAUUUGUAAGUGAAAUGAUUGGUUAGAUUCUAAAGGUAUUUUUCUUUUGUUUAUGUAAUUCUUGCACGUAAGUUAUGAAGUGUUUGUGAAAAAUUAUUGUUUUUGCCAGUAAUAUUUUACUGCUGCAUCCUUGAUCAUAACAAAUUAAAAAUGUAGAUAUACAUUUGACUGAAAUUAGGUGCUUUGUAUGAAAUGUAAUGCUUGAAUUGCAGAUUUCCUUGCAACUGCUAAAUACAAAGACUUUUCCUUAACUCGUUUAGACUUCAGACCUCUCACGCUGUCAAAUGUGGUGUCCAGUGGCACUUUAAAAUACAAGUAUUUCUGCUGUAAGAAACGUAACUCCAUAAUGUGAUAUCUUGUGCUCUUCCACUCAAUUUAACUAAGAGUGGCAUUAAUGGUGAGGUUAAUUUCCUUUACUAAUUCUAAACUUGUAUAUUUCUGAAUAAUAAGAAUAAUAAAUCAUUAUCUCAUUACAUCAGACAUCUUUGUAAAAGGUGCAAAAGAAAAGACAAUUUUGAAAGAAUUGUUCAUCAUCGUUCUUCAGCACUUUUUAAAAUGCAAGAUAGUUCCUCUGGCAUAAAAGUAAUUACCUUUAUUUCAGUAUGUCAUCUAAAGCUCAACACCUGAUAAUUCUUGUAACAGAUUACAAUGCAUAACAUUCAAGUAAUGAGUAAUAAUAAUAAUGCAAUACAGUAUAGAUUUCUCAUGUAAACACUACCAAUUCUACUUUGGAAACAUCUUUCUUUUGUUUACAUUGUCCUGUACCUACAGUAGGUAACUGUAUACAUAAAAGUUAAUAAAGGUAAUCAAAUGUUA